CAACAAACUAUGAAGAUCAUACUUCUUAUUCUCAUCGCUGCCUGCGUCUCCUCUGAUGCUACAAAUGAUUCGAAGAAUGCCGUUCUAGGAGCAUCUACAUCAACUCAAUUGGCCAGUAUUAUGAAUUCACUGCACAAUCUUCAAGGAGGCGGUCCAAACGCACAACAGACAUACACAGGAGCCCAGUAUAAUAGGCUGGUGGAAAAGUUUAAAAAGGAGGUUGACAAAGCAGAUGAGCUCGAAGCGGAAAAAAGACAAUUAGAAGCAGAAAUGGUCAGUUUGAAACGUAAUUUCGAUAGCCAGUCUGCAGAACUUGUGAAGAGUCAAAAUCAAGUUCUGAAACUCGAUUUAAACGUGAUGAGAUUGGAGGCUAAACUAACAUCCUCGGACGCGAAUCUUGAUAGAGCAAAGGACGAAGUUGAGACAGCCAACAGACGUCAGAAAAGAGCAGAAGAUGACGCCAAAGAUGCUCGUGAUGAACUUGAAAAGGAAAAGAACGCCAAUAGGGCAAACAAAGCCCUUGUGGAUGAAUUGCGAAACGCUGCUGCACAGACGACAAACGAAAUGAGAAGUCUCCGAAACCGCCUGGAUGAAUGCAAUAAUCAGAGAAAUGGACAGACGACAACCACAACACAAGAUGGUUAUCCGUUUGUGUCGAAUCAGCAGAAUCAGCCAAGAGCAUCAAAUACUAAUCAAGGAUUGGACAGAGUUGACGUCAUUUUUGUGCCAAAUACCAACGGCGACCAAGGAAGCAUCCAAUUCGGAAAUGGCUCGCCAAAUAAUGGUCGUGGUGGUGGACAAUACGUAACUCCACAGCAUCUGCUCAACCUGCUUCAGCGUCAUUAAGCUAUUUAUUCGAGUGCCUACAUUCUUUGUUUUUCAAUCUAAUUUAUUUGUCCUAUUCUUUUCAUCUUAUUCUUUUUCUGUUUUCUUCUAAAUAAAUGGUUUCAAUCGGG
Molecule: messenger RNA, 956 nt
Organism: Caenorhabditis elegans
Lineage: Eukaryota; Metazoa; Nematoda; Chromadorea; Rhabditida; Rhabditidae
Gene: Y47G6A.15
Product: DUF148 domain-containing protein
Exons: 4
Coding region: 10-846 (278 amino acids)
Source: RefSeq, marked reviewed